AUGGCCAUGGAUCAACCAAUAUCCACCGUUUAUGUACACAACCUUGAAGAGAGGGUGAAGAUUCAAGCGUUAACAGACGCUUUGAAGACCAUCUUCUCCGAGUUUGGCGAAGUUGUCGAUGUCGUUGCCAAGAAGAACCUCAAAGCCAAGGGCCAGGCUUUUAUAGUGUUUGCCCAUCCAGACAGUGCGAGAAGCGCAAUCGAAGAGCUACAUGGAUUUCAACUAUUCGAUAAACCAAUGAAGCUGUCCCUUGCCAAAACUCGAAGCGACAGGUCGAUAGAGAUGAAUUGUUCACCCCAGGAGUUCGAUGAACACAAGAGACAUCGCUUAGCGGAGAAAGAGAAACGGAUCGCGCAAGCAGCCGCGGAAGGGGAACGACAGGCCAAGAGAAAUGCGGGUGCAAUCACAGACAACAGACCCAACAAGCUUACCAGGCCCUCCGGCUUGAAAUCGACCGGACCAGCAGCUUCUCAAGUGAUCCCGGACGAAUAUCUUCCACCAAACAAGAUCCUGUUCUUGCAAAAUAUACCAGAGGAAUACGACAUCGACGCACUUGGCGCAAUUUUUGGUAGAUUCGAAGGAUUCCGGGAAAUUAGACUUGUGCCUGGACGCCGGGGUAUUGCUUUUGUUGAAUACGAAGCUGAGCAGGGGGCGAUCAAUGCGAAGGAGAAUACAUAUGGGAUGAAGCUAGGAGAUACUAUAAUCAAGGUUACGUAUCAAAGACAGUAG
Pochonia chlamydosporia 170 is the source of this 729-nucleotide messenger RNA. RefSeq names its product RNA recognition motif domain-containing protein. Gene Ontology annotation, biological process: mRNA splicing, via spliceosome. Gene Ontology annotation, molecular function: U1 snRNA binding. The coding region runs from base 1 to 729 and encodes 242 amino acids. The transcript has 3 exons. Gene Ontology annotation, cellular component: U1 snRNP. Lineage: Eukaryota; Fungi; Ascomycota; Sordariomycetes; Hypocreales; Clavicipitaceae. The record is from RefSeq and is a predicted model, not a curated record.